AUGACUUUAACUGGAGAAUCCACCACAUGGCCAAUCACUAACACUAUUAAACCAGUAAGAUAUUUAAUGGUUGGUUUCAAGAACUUACCAGAUUCUCAAACGAAUAACAAUAAUGUCUUCAGAGUGGCAAUGAACCAAACUCAAGAUCCUUUAAUCCAUAAAGUUCAAGUAAGAUUAAACAAUGAUAAUUAUCCUAACCAACCUUUAACAAUUAAUCCAUCCACAAAGGAUUAUAAUGAAUUGUAUAGAAACUAUAAAAAUAUGUGUGAAUUAUUCGGAAAUCCACCUCAGUUUGAAUAUGUAGAUUUUGCACUUAAUCAUCCAAUCUUCUGUUUUGAUCUAUCGGCUCACCAAGAAGAUCUUUUCAAAACAGGAGUGAACAUAAAUAUUCAUAUUAACAAAACACAAGGAGAUGUGACCGGUUAUUGUUUAUUAUUGGAAGAAGCAAAACAUUUAAUUAAAAUAGCAGAUAGAAGAAUGAUAAGAAUUGAAGAUGAUUUAGAGUUAGAAAGAAUUGACUCGAACGAAAAGGAAGGUGGAUUUUUACCUCUCCUACCUUUAAUAUUUGCUGGUAUUACCGCUGCUGGUGUAGCAACUGGUGGGAUAUCUGCCGCAGUAAGUUCUGCCAGAAAAAAUAAAAUUGCUGCAAUAAAAGCUGCCAACGAAAAGAAAGCAGCUGAUGUUAAAGCCGCUGAAGAACGCAGACAUAAUUUAAUAAUGGAAAAGGAAGCACGAGGUUCAGGAGUGGGAGAUAUGAUAGGCACAAUAAAAGAAUUUGGAAAAAGACACAGGAGAAGUCAAAGUCAAAGAUAA
Molecule: messenger RNA, 813 nt
Organism: Lottia gigantea (owl limpet)
Lineage: Eukaryota; Metazoa; Mollusca; Gastropoda; Lottiidae
Exons: 2
Coding region: 1-813 (270 amino acids)
Source: RefSeq, a predicted model, not a curated record